GCGAAUCUCGGAGCUGCACAUCCUGUUCUAUUUUCGAUUCUUUAAAUAAAAAAUAGAACUUUGCCCAACGACAUUUAGAUUUCUGGAAAAAUAUCUGUAAAUGCACGAUCCCAAAGGAAGCCCUUUGAACAUCCCUUGAUCACUGGCCCGAAAAAAGAGAACACCUAUUGAUCACCAGAGAGAGAUAGAGAGAGAGGGUUGCGCGCAGAUUCUCUGAAUUCGCAAAAUGGCUUCUCGGAGACGCAUGCUUCUCAAGGUCAUAAUCCUUGGUGACAGCGGGGUUGGAAAGACAUCUUUGAUGAAUCAAUAUGUGAACCGAAAGUUCAGUAAUCAGUACAAAGCAACCAUCGGGGCAGAUUUCCUUACCAAGGAAGUCCAGUUUGAGGAUAGACUUUUCACUUUGCAAAUAUGGGAUACAGCGGGGCAGGAACGGUUCCAAAGUCUCGGUGUUGCUUUUUACCGUGGAGCUGACUGUUGUGUUCUUGUAUAUGAUGUGAAUGUGAUGAAAUCGUUCGACAACCUUAACCACUGGAGAGAGGAGUUUCUCAUUCAGGCCAGCCCUUCUGACCCUGAGAACUUUCCAUUUGUUGUGUUGGGGAACAAGAUUGACAUUGACAGUGGCAACAGUCGUGUGGUAUCUGAGAAGAAAGCGAAAGCAUGGUGUGCCUCUAAGGGAAACAUCUCUUAUUUUGAAACUUCUGCAAAAGAAGGUUUUAAUGUUGAAGCAGCUUUCCAAUGUAUAGCCAAGAAUGCUCUUAAGAAUGAGCCUGAAGAAGAACUCUACCUUCCUGACACUAUUGAUGUGGGCGGUGGACAGCAGCAGCGUUCUUCCGGUUGUGAAUGUUGAAGAGCUUUAGAGUUUGGAUUUGCUGAUCUCUCAAGACAAGACUUGCAAAAGAUGGCCAUCAUUUUACUUCUGCUGACUGUGAAUCGUCAGUUCACUGCCGGUUGUCGGGAGUGCCGUGUAUAUCACUAGCAAUGUUCAUCAGUUUAGCAAAAUACAUUUGCAGUUUCAUCGGUUCCAAAGUCAUGCGGUGUGAAAAUGGUUGUGUAUUAUCUCAAGAAUCUGAAGGCUAUGGGUCAUGCAAUCCUGUCUAUUUUGAUUAUUCAGAUGUUCCAAGAGAUGUACACUUCUUUUCCAUCUCACUGGCGGUCAUUGCUUUUCCAAUCUAACCCUUCUCCGG
Messenger RNA from Rhodamnia argentea, 1184 nucleotides. RefSeq names its product ras-related protein Rab7-like. Gene Ontology annotation, cellular component: vacuolar membrane. Gene Ontology annotation, molecular function: GTPase activity; GTP binding. The transcript is spliced from 7 exons. NCBI's taxonomy places the organism in Eukaryota, Viridiplantae, Streptophyta, Magnoliopsida, Myrtales, Myrtaceae. Bases 227 to 847 code for a protein of 206 amino acids. The record is from RefSeq and is a predicted model, not a curated record.